AAAAAGCACGGUAUCAAUCAGUCUAACCUUCAAGAAUCAAGAAACGUAUAUGGGCCAUCCCUCUAUAAAACCACAGGAUAUUGUGAUUUUGGUUAGCCAAGGAAAGGAUUCUUGUGUCGGCUAAAUAUAACCGGUCCCAUCAAAGAAGAGCAGCAAGGAAGAAAGAAACCAUCAAGAAAUUGCCCACCGACGCCUAAUCUUAGUCGCCCUCGUUAUAACCCCAUCAUACUCUUCCCUAUCUUCAUAUCCAUACAUAUCUCCACCGCCGCCGCCGCCUGCAAGGACGCUGUGAUAUAUAUAAUAUAUACACACACCAUCACUUUAUGGGGAAUUGCGUGUUUAAAGGAUUUGGAGUGAUGGAAGUUCAAGAAAUGGUAAAAGUUGUAACCACAAACGGAGGCAUCAUGGAGCUCUUUGCACCCAUAACCGCCGAGUGUAUAACCAACGAGUUUCCAGGCCACGCCCUAUACCGAAGCCCCGACCUUUUCUCUCCGCCUCUCCUCCACAAUGAAGAGCUCCACGGUGGCCACCUUUACUAUCUCCUCCCUCUCAAAACCAAUAAAAACUCCUCUACCACUACACGUAACAAUAACAUAAACUCCAAUGACAUGAUCGCUGUAAAUUCUUCUUCUUCUUCUUCGACGUCCAAACAGGUGCCUUACCGCAUGUCGUUUGAUAAUCAGAGAGUAGUGAAGCGAUCGGCAGAGGCAGAGGUGUAUCCUAGGUACAACAGUAGUGGGGUUUGGAAGGUGAAGCUCGUGAUAAGUCCUGAACAGUUGGCGGGGAUACUGGCGCAAGAAGCAAGAACAGAGGAGUUGAUAGAGAAUGUGAGAACUGUGGCCAAGUGUGGACAUGGGUUCUCUUCCUCUGUCGCUAAUUCUGAUCAAUGGAGUGUGUCUAGUAGCUGGAAAGGAUCGGCUGAGCCUGAGAAUAAUGGGGUUGAUAUAUAGUUACUAGUUACUGUAUUUUCUACAUAAUUAUAGUUUGUUAUGUGUAUCUCCAGACUAGGAUUAGUUAAUUAGCAAGCAUAUGACAAUAAUAUAUAUAUAUAACUCUCGAUUAGAUGUCUAA
Molecule: messenger RNA, 1071 nt
Organism: Ricinus communis (castor bean)
Lineage: Eukaryota; Viridiplantae; Streptophyta; Magnoliopsida; Malpighiales; Euphorbiaceae
Exons: 1
Coding region: 324-950 (208 amino acids)
Source: RefSeq, a predicted model, not a curated record